Messenger RNA from Prorocentrum cordatum, 390 nucleotides. The record is from the annotation of a GenBank genome assembly. Lineage: Eukaryota; Dinophyceae; Prorocentrales; Prorocentraceae.
AUGGGCCUUCCCGCCGCCGCCGUGGCGGGCUCCGUGCUGGCGCCGGGCCUUGUGCCUUUGACGCCUCGGGUCCCAGCCCUGGACCUCAGCGCGGUGGUCGCAGACCGCGGCCCCACCAGCCAACCCGAGGCGGAAACGUGCUGCCGGGACCACCCGCCUGACAAGGUGGUGGUGCGGGCGGCGCCUUUGCAGCAAGACAACGGCCAAGGUGCGCCGGCCCCCAAGCGCUUCCUGAGCCACGUCUUCGAGGGCCUGGCCGCCCGGCGCCCGCAGGGUAGCCGCCCCGCGACGGAGCCCUCGAGAGCACAGAAGGGCAUGAGCCUGGGGUUCGACGUUGCUUUCCCCCUCGGCCUCGUCUUCCUCCUCUUCAAGCAGUGGCGAAGCGUCCUG